Molecule: messenger RNA, 762 nt
Organism: Henningerozyma blattae CBS 6284
Lineage: Eukaryota; Fungi; Ascomycota; Saccharomycetes; Saccharomycetales; Saccharomycetaceae
Gene: GLC8
Product: PP1-complex regulatory subunit GLC8
Exons: 1
Coding region: 1-762 (253 amino acids)
Biological process (GO): regulation of signal transduction
Molecular function (GO): protein phosphatase inhibitor activity
Source: RefSeq, a predicted model, not a curated record
AUGGGUGGUAUUUUAAAAAAUCCAUUAACAAAGGAUCAAAUUCCAAAUGAUUCGACCCAUGAAGACAUUGCAGAGUUUAGAAAACAAGUAUUUAAAAAUACCCAAUUAAAUGCUAAAUUAAAUCAAGCAAAAAAUUCCACUCAAUUAAAUAAAGAAGCUCAAGAACUUGAUUUGAAUGAUAUACCGAAUAAUGGAAAUGGAAUUGAUUUAGACAUGCAAGAUAAUGAUGCAGAAUAUGAUACGAAUGGUAUACCUCAUACUUUUAGUGAUCAUAAAAGAAUACCAAAAGAUAUUUUAUCCUUAAAAAGAGAAGCAGAUGAAAGGAUGAAAUGGAAUGAGAAGAAUUUAGCUGAUAAUGAAAUAGCAAAGCUACAAUAUCAGGAUAUACAUGUUGAUGAACCAAAAACUCCUUAUCAAGGAGCUGUCGAUCCAAAUGGUGAAUAUUAUAAAGUUGAUGAAGACGAAACGAAUGAUAAUUUUGCAAAUCUUGAUACUAUUGAUGAUUUUUCGCUGGGUGAACCAGAAUUUAAACCAAACAGAAAUGAACGACCUGCAGUGGUACAUAUGAAUGAAGACAACAAUGAGGAGGAGGAGGAGGAGGAAGAUGAUGAGCCACAAUAUGCUACUGAAGAAGAAGAGAAAGCUGCAAGACGUAGGAAGUUUGAAGAAAUGAGAAAAAAACAUUAUAAUGUUAAAGAAAUAUUUCAAAAGAAAAGGUUGCAUGCACUAGAUAAUGAAGAAGAUGAAGAAGAUGACGAAUAA